Nicotiana tabacum (common tobacco) is the source of this 2105-nucleotide messenger RNA. RefSeq names its product putative histone-arginine methyltransferase 1.3. The record is from RefSeq and is a predicted model, not a curated record. Lineage: Eukaryota; Viridiplantae; Streptophyta; Magnoliopsida; Solanales; Solanaceae. Gene Ontology annotation, molecular function: histone H3R2 methyltransferase activity. Gene Ontology annotation, biological process: chromatin remodeling; peptidyl-arginine methylation, to asymmetrical-dimethyl arginine.
AAGAAGCAGAAUCUCAUUAGCGCCUCUUUUAACACUCCACUUCACUUCCCACUCCAACAGCUUUCACACUCUCCACUCAGAAAAACCCUACUUUACUUUUCCUAUGAACAAUAUAAUCAUAAUAUAAUUCAUAAUUAGACAAUAAUUUGAAAUUUUGGCGUUAAUGGAGGUUUCUAAGCAGAAAGAGAGUCAAUUUGAGAUUUUAUCGAUUGCGGAGGUUUCAGCUUCUUCAUCAGAUACUUCGUUUUGUAAAUCUGAACCGGUUUGUGCUCGGUUCGGGUCGGGUUCUGGAUUUUCGAAGCUCCGAUUUGGUCAGGAGUCUGAAACAAGUGCCGACAUUGCGUUCGAUCUUCGAAUUUCACAGUUAUUCAAGCUAGGACCUGCAGAGUCUCUGUGCAUAUCUGAAGCUUCUGAAGCCAAUAAGGAGAAAGCCUAUUCCAGGGGAAUCUCCAUUCAAUUUAAAAACGAGGAGGAAAGUAGGGCCUUCCAUUGUGCAUUUGAGCAAUGGAAGACAGAAGUGGUUGUUCAAGGGUCUCCUCUGCCAAAUGGAGUAGUAUCAACUUCGAAAAGUAAAUUUGAUGACAAAAUAGAGGCAUCUUCUGCUAAAAUGUAUUUUCAUUACUACGGGCAACUAUUGCAUCAGCAAAAUAUGUUGCAGGAUUUUGUAAGGACAGGAACCUAUUACGCUGCUGUAAUUGAGAACCGUGCUGACUUUCUUGGUCGUGUAGUGGUUGAUGUUGGAGCUGGUAGUGGUAUUUUGUCAUUAUUUGCAGCUCAGGCUGGUGCAAAACAUGUUUAUGCCAUAGAGGCAUCUGAAAUGGCCGAAUAUGCUAAAAAGCUUAUUGCGGGAAACCCAUCGUUGAGUGAGAGAAUUACAGUAAUCAAAGGAAAGGUUGAAGAAGUAGAGUUACCUGUGAAAGCCGAUAUCUUAAUCUCUGAGCCAAUGGGUACUUUGUUAGUUAAUGAAAGAAUGCUAGAGUCUUAUGUGAUUGCUAGAGAUCGAUUUCUAGUUCCAAAUGGAAAAAUGUUUCCUACAGUAGGAAGAAUACACGUGGCACCAUUCAGUGACGAAUAUUUGUAUAUGGAAAUUGCAAACAAGGCUAUUUUUUGGCAGCAACAGGGCUAUUUUGGGGUUGAUUUGACACCCUUGCAGAGAUCUGCAUAUGAAGGAUACUUUUCUCAGCCAGUGGUUGAUGCUUUUGAUCCGAGAUUAUUGGUAGCUCCUGCAAUAUCUCACGUGAUUAACUUCACUUCGAUAAAGGAAGAAGAUCUAUAUGAAAUUGACAUCCCAUUGAGAUUUACAUCUUCUGCUAGCACUAGAAUUCAUGGGCUGGCUUGCUGGUUUGAUGUACUUUUUAAUGGAAGCACUGUACCGAGGUGGCUGACCACGGCUCCCGGUGCACCUACAACUCACUGGUAUCAGCUUCGGUGCGUGUUGUCACAGCCACUUUAUGUCAUGCCAGGACAGGAGAUAACUGGCCGCCUUCGCCUGGUUUCCCAUAAGGCACAAAGUUACACAAUUUAUCUAAGAUUGUCUGCUACUGUUGGAGAUGUGCUCCAAACAUCAUCCGGAAAACUUGAUCUGAAGGAACCAUAUUACCGGAUGUCCCAACCACAGGCAUAUUCAUUGGCACAAGAUCAACAACCUAAUCAGCUAUUACAAGCACAGUUUCCCAAGGAUUUGAAAUUACCACUAAUUUUUGAGCUGCAGCAAGAUUCUUUUUGCAAUUUAUAGGACAUACUAACACAAUCUCGGGAUGAAGAUGGCUCUGUCCCCGUGCAGCAACCUUCUCCAAAUUUUUGCGCAGAGCUACAUUCACUCUGAUGGUGAAAUCCAAUAUAAGGGAUGUGCUUCUCGAUACUCUCCUGUUUGUAUCAUUAGAGUACUUGGCUAAAGCUAAAGCAUGCAAAUUUUUAAUCCUGCCAAGUUCCAACUUAACCGUUUUUACCUUGAUUGCUUGUAAAUCGUCGUUCAUGUACUAUCUUUAUUGUUUUUCUUCAUCCAUUAGCACUUUCAACCUGACCAUGUAGGAUGCUUUUGUAUCCAGCUUGAUAUAAAUGGCUAUUUCAGCUGUGCAAGGCUCUGAUGAUCCCUCUUUGCUGGA